AGUGCCGAGUUUAGCACUUUGCAACAUGAUCCACGGAGAGGCCGGGCUCUGCGGCGCUGCAUCCUGCCACACCGCACCACAUGGAGACCGGAUAGAGGCUCGGUGAACGGGGGAAAGAAGGUGGACCCGUCUUCCUCUGUGGGAUGCCUAUAUGAACAGCAUCAGCAGCUCCUGACAAAGCAAAGGCAGACAGAGACAUGAGGGUGACGGGAAGCGCUGCCGGUGCUGAUUGCGUUCUGCGUCAAAGCUCCUUCAGCAGAUGAUGAUGCCCUCUGUGCCUCCGAAAGGACUUUUUGGGUUUGCUGUUUGCUUGUGAACACCCCUCAUGCCGCAGGGGUCUGUGUUCUUAACUCGGGGUUGUAAACAUCCAUCAGGGACAGUCAUGGUCACCCCAUCUCCAGUAGCUCAGACGCUCUCAGCAUCUGCAUUGUAAACGGGGGGGAAGUGGGGGUUUUGAAGGAAUAUGCAGAGAUAAACAAAACAAAACCAAACAACAGGUUUUAUUUUCAUCUCUUGAUCAGACACAGCCAUAGCCGGAUUCUCGGGGUUUUCUUGUUUACCAACAUGAACUCGCUGUUUUUCUCCGAUACUCCGCCCGGUCCAGUCUGCAACGUCCCCACCGGGUCGGGCGCGGUGACCAGCGCCCUGCGUAACGACCUGGGCUCCAACAUCCAUGUGCUGAAAACCCUCAACCUGCGAUUCCGCUGCUUCCUUGCCAAAGUCCACGAGCUGGAGAGGAGGAACAAACUGCUGGAGGGCCAGCUGCAGCAAGCUCUGCAGAGACCGCAGUACCGACACCUUUACGCCCGGGAAGUCGCCGUGCAGACGGACGGCCCCGAGUCCAGGCUGCCGGGCACCAUCUGGAGCUUCACCCACGUCCGGAGGCAAGGAGAGCGCUUCGAGACCCUGCACGCGCCCGGGGUGACGUGGACGCACCCGGACGGAGUUGGGGUCCAGAUAGACACCAUCACCCCAGAAGUGAGGGCUCUGUACAACGUGCUGGCCAAAGUCAAGCGGGAGAGGGACGAGUACAGGAGGAAAUGGGAGGAGGAGUUGUCCAAACGUCAGCAGCUGGAGUCCACGGUGGAAUCCCUGCAGCAGAGCGCCAGGGACUCAUCAGAGGUCCAGGAUGAGCUGAGCGAGAAGGUGGACAGACUGAAGGCUGAACUCGUCGUCUUCAAGAGUCUGAUGAGUGAUCAAAUGUCUGACCUGGACUCUAAGAUUCAGGAGAAAGCCAGGCGGGUGGACAUGGACAUCUGCAGGCGGAUCGACAUCACGGCCAAACUGUGUGACGUGGCUCAGCAACGCAACUCAGAGGACAUGUCAAAGAUGUUCAACGUCAGUCCUGUCAGGUCGCUCCCAGAGAAGGGUGCCAUGGCCUGCUGCAGGAGAAAAGAGCGCAAAGUCGUGUCUGAUGAGGAGACAUCAGAGAUGGAUGCCGAACCCAGCCCUACAGAAGAAGAGGUCCCUGGGUCGCUCAACAUCACAGACGAGAUGAAACGCAUGCUAAACCAGCUACAUUGCUCAGAUAACUCCUUUGUUGCCAGGCGCGAGACGUUUGAAAUCGACGACGACUGCGACAGUCUGACAUGGGAGGAGAACGAGGAGACUCUGCUGCUGUGGGAGGACUUCACAAACUACAACUUGCCGUGCGCCAUCACUGCGACUCCCUGCACAACCGCCUGCCCCUGUGACAGCACAGUGGAAGCUGCUGAUCCAGACUCCCAGGAUGGAAGUCUUGGCAGCCUCAUCGAUGAAACAGAGUCACUAUUUAAGACCAGAGAGCAGGAGUACCAGGAGACCAUCGGCCAGAUCGAGAUGGAAUUGGCCACAGCAAAGAGCGACAUGAACCGACACCUGCACGAGUACAUGGAGAUGUGCAGCAUGAAAAGAGGCCUCGACGUGCAGAUGGAAACCUGUCGACGGAUGAUAAAAGGUGGCAGGAACUCUCCUUCUUUCAGCUCUGUGGCAAGCAGUGACUCAGGGAACACAGACGAGAUACAGGACGAGAUUUUGGACAAGGACCCAGAAGCUGAAGUCCCUGUUAGUUGAUGGCUGCAUGGCCGGGCCCUGUCCCAUCUCCGCCUGUCUACAUCUGGUCAUCACAGGGUUUAAAACCCUACCGCAGAGGUGGACUAAUUUAAAUCUGGGCCUGUUUGUCCUAUCAAAGUUCUGAUGGUCGUGCUCACUGACCAAGACCUAGAACUGGUGCUUUUAUACUGUUUCUGUUGUUUAGAAAAUGGUGUCGGGGGGAUCUUUGCUUCAAAAAGAGAAAAGAGUGCAUAAAGAAACCAAGCUGUGCUCUCUUCCUCACUGGAUCCUUGUCCAGAGCUUCACAUAAUUUUGUUUUUUUU
Molecule: messenger RNA, 2354 nt
Organism: Amphiprion ocellaris (clown anemonefish)
Lineage: Eukaryota; Metazoa; Chordata; Actinopteri; Pomacentridae
Gene: iffo2b
Product: intermediate filament family orphan 2b
Exons: 8
Coding region: 565-2052 (495 amino acids)
Source: RefSeq, a predicted model, not a curated record